ACUUUAGGGGAUACAAGUAACACUAAUAGUAAAAAGCCUAAAACAAAUAACUUGUCGAGAUUGCACUUACUAUUUGUUGCACUUCUCGCGGCCAAGAAUCAGGCGGGAAAACCAAACUACUUGGCGGGAAAGUAAAACAGUUUCAAGGCUUCUCUACUUCUGGAGUCCCAAAUAUGUUCUCGAGCAGCCAGUUCGACGCAGCCACCGCCUUCUCCGGCGGCGGAUUUAUGCCUUCUCAGUCUCAGUCUUCUCAGUUCGUUAAUUCAACUCCAUCUCAGGAUAAGCAGAGCCGGGACACACAGGGAUUGUUAUCAGCUACGGUGAAGCAGAUAAGUGAAGCUUCUCAAUCUGGCGAUGAGAAGCCCAAUUUCACAAUUGACGGUGUUCAUGUGAACAAUGUUAAGGUGGUCGGGAUGCUGUUUAACAAAAACGUAAGGUCCUCAGAUGUUCGUUUCGAGCUUGAUGAUGGAACUGGCCGAAUUGAAUGUAUAAGAUGGGUAACUGAAAGUGCUGACGCAAGGGAAAUGGAUGCAAUAGAUGGGGAUGGAACAUAUGUUCGUGUCAUUGGACACUUGCAAAGCUUUCAAGGCAAAAAGCAACUAAAUGCCUUUUCUGUGAGGCCUGUCACAAAUUUUGAUGAAAUUACUUGCCACUUUAUUGAGUGCAUACAUUACCAUCUGCAGAACUCCAAGGUACAGUUGGAGGGUGGUGCCCCAGCCCAGCCACAGAUGACAAAUUCAUCAUUCAGCACCCCUGUUCGAGGUGCAUCAAAUGGAUACCAGCCAGCUUCGGUGAAUGAUGUUUCCGUCCAAUAUAGUACUGAUGGAUUCAAGGGUUUUGAUAAAUUGGUCCUGAACUAUCUGCAGCAACCUUCAAACAUUGAUCGAGAAAUUGGGGUGCAUGUAAAUGAACUUUCACAACACUUGAAAGCUCCUGUAGAGAAGAUCAAGGAUGCUAUUGAGUUUCUUGAAAGAGAAGGUUUGGUGUACUCCUCCAUUGACGAUUACCACUACAAGGCAGUGGAAGGUUGCUAAGUUUGUGAGUGCAGCUUUAAUUUAGCUUGGAAUUGCGUUUUUUGGGUCCGUAAUGAUUGAAUGAAGAAGUAUGAUACUCACAUCCCUGGAUAUUUUUGAUAGAGCAUACAUGUAUGCGUGUAUAUAUCUAAUGCUAGGAGUGUACGGGAUGCUUCAUUCAAUCUAGGCUGGGGAUGGAUUGUUGAAAUUUUAUAUUAAUUUGAUCAUAUAUUUUGGUGCUAUUAAUUUUCAUUUUGUCA
Molecule: messenger RNA, 1273 nt
Organism: Gossypium arboreum
Lineage: Eukaryota; Viridiplantae; Streptophyta; Magnoliopsida; Malvales; Malvaceae
Product: replication protein A 32 kDa subunit A-like
Exons: 11
Coding region: 174-1034 (286 amino acids)
Biological process (GO): nucleotide-excision repair; DNA replication; double-strand break repair via homologous recombination
Cellular component (GO): site of double-strand break; chromosome, telomeric region; nucleus
Molecular function (GO): DNA binding
Source: RefSeq, a predicted model, not a curated record